Castor canadensis (American beaver) is the source of this 696-nucleotide messenger RNA. The record is from RefSeq and is a predicted model, not a curated record. NCBI's taxonomy places the organism in Eukaryota, Metazoa, Chordata, Mammalia, Rodentia, Castoridae.
UCAGGAAGAAACUUAUCCUCCCCACCAUUGGGUCCUCCCAACUAUCUACAAGUAUCCAAAGACUCUGCCAGUGCUAGUAGCAAAGACUCUUCUUGUGACACGGAUGACUUUGUUUUGGUUCCACACAACAUCUCGUCAGACCACUCAUAUGAUAUGCCAAUGGGAACUGCUGGCAGACGCUUCAAAUGAAUUCUUGGUGUGUGGAGGGCAGUGUCAACCUACUGUGUCACCUCACAGUGAGACAGCCCCAAUUCCAGUUCCUACUCAAAUAAGGAAUUACCAGCGCAUUGAGCAGAAUCUUACAUCUACUGCCAGCUCUGGCACAAAUCCACAUGGUUCUCCAAGAUCUGCAGUGGUACGAAGGUCUAACACCAGCCCCAUGGGCUUCCUCCGACUGGGAUCCUGUUCCCCAGCACCUGCAGACACAGUCCAGACAGUUGGACGAAGACUCUCUACUGGGUCUUCCAGGCCUUACUCACCUUCCCCUUUGGUUGGGACCAUUCCUGAGCAGUUUAGUCAGUGCUGCUGUGGGCAUCCUCAGGGCCAUGAGUCCAGGAGUAGAAACUCUUCAGGUAGGAAAAUAGAUUUGGUAGAUUAAUAACUUGAAUUUUAUUAUGAACAGAUUUAAGGUAUGUUGUGCUAUUUUUAUCAAAAGAACAUAAAUGAUAUGGAAUAGUUUCCCUGCUAUCUGUGUUU